Antrostomus carolinensis (chuck-will's-widow) is the source of this 2772-nucleotide messenger RNA. It is a transcript of the gene PRDM15, whose product is annotated as PR/SET domain 15. The transcript is spliced from 21 exons. Gene Ontology annotation, biological process: regulation of DNA-templated transcription. The annotation marks the transcript as partial. NCBI's taxonomy places the organism in Eukaryota, Metazoa, Chordata, Aves, Caprimulgiformes, Caprimulgidae. The record is from RefSeq and is a predicted model, not a curated record. Gene Ontology annotation, molecular function: DNA-binding transcription factor activity, RNA polymerase II-specific; RNA polymerase II cis-regulatory region sequence-specific DNA binding; protein binding.
AUGACUGAAGAUGGCAGUGAUGAGACUAUAUUUAUUUGGUGCGAGGACUGUGGGCAGUACCAUGAUUCAGAGUGUCCUGAACUGGGCCCAGUGGUGACAGUCAAAGACUCCUUUGUGUUGAGCAGGGCAAGAUCAUCUCUGCCUUCUAAUUUGGAGAUAAGACAAUUGGAAGAUGGGACUGAAGGAGUGUUUGCUCUGACUCAGCUAGUGAAACGUACCCAGUUUGGCCCAUUUGAAUCCAAGAGAGUUGCCAAGCUGGAAAAAGAAUCCGUUUUUCCCCUCAAGGUGUUCCAGAAGGAUGGGCCCCUGGUAUAUUUUGACACCUCCAACGAAGAUGAUUGCAACUGGAUGAUGAUGGUGCGACCAGCCACCGAAUAUGAGCAUCAAAACUUAACUGCCUUCCAGCAUGACAAUGAUAUUUACUUCACCACCUCCCGGGACAUCCCACCAGGAACUGAGCUGCGAGUGUGGUAUGCAGCUUUUUACGCCAAAAAAAUGGAAAAGCCAGUGCUGAAGCAGGUCACUAGUAUUGCCAAUGAUAUAUGCUUGGUAGUGAUGGAAUCUGAUAAAGAGGGGAAUAAAAUAUCUUCAAAACCUUCGUCUGCUGUCUUGCCCCAUAAAAAACCAAAGAAAUCCAGCAUACCAGCAGCUGAUCCAGCAGUGAAUGCUCCAGAAGGCAGUGGAGCUGCAGAAGCAGAUUCCAGCCAGUGGACAUGUAAAGUGUGUUCAUCUGCUUUCCAGGAGCCUCAGCUGCUGACAGAGCACUUGCUGAGUCACCUGGAACAAGCUAAAGGUGCCCCCCAAACCAGCCAAAAUGAGGCUGUUGCAGAGAAAGCAGCAGAAGCUCCUCCUGUGGAUCAGCCAGUGAUCUGUGAGGCAGCCAGUGCCAGUACAGACUCAAGGAGAAAGGCCAGGCGGGGAAGAAAGCCCAAAACAGGAAAAGCAGAAACACCUCCUGUUGUUGUUGAAGAGAAGGAUUCUGCAGCAGAACGUGUAGCUGACGUUGUAACUGAAGUCCCACCAGAAGAGGUAGCCCUGCCCUCAGCUGCAGAAGAGAGGAUUAUGGAAUUGGUUUUAGGAAAGAUGCCUAGCACCACAAAUAGCAUCAGUUCAGUGACGAAUAGGUUUGCUCAUCACCAAAACACCAUGUCCCUCAAAAGGAGUUUAAUUCUCUCCAGUAGACACGGUAUACGGCGGAAGCUGAUGAAACAGCUUGGGGAGCACAAGCGAGUCUAUCAAUGCAGUAUCUGCAGCAAGAUCUUCCAGAACAGCAGCAACCUCAGCAGGCACAUCCGUUCUCACGGUGACAAACUAUUUAAAUGUGAGGAAUGUGCAAAGCUGUUCAGCCGUAAAGAGAGCUUGAAGCAGCAUGUUUCAUACAAGCACAGCAGGAACGAGGUUGACAGUGAGUACAGAUACAAGUGCACUACGUGUGAAAAAGCCUUUCGGAUAGAGAGUGCAUUGGAAUUCCAUAACUGCAGGACAGAUGACAAGACAUUCCAGUGUGAGAUGUGUUUCAGAUUCUUUUCUACAAACAGUAACCUUUCAAAACACAAGAAAAAGCAUGGAGAUAAGAAGUUUGCAUGUGAAAUUUGCAAUAAGAUGUUCUACCGGAAGGAUGUCAUGCUAGACCAUCAAAGACGACACUUGGAAGGGGUGAGACGUGUGAAAAGAGAAGACUUUGAGCACAGCACGGAAAACAUGGUUCGCUAUAAGAAGGAGCCUUCGGGAUGCCCCGUGUGCGGGAAGGUAUUUUCAUGUAGGAGCAAUAUGAACAAACACCUUUUAACACAUGGAGACAAGAAAUACACCUGUGAAAUCUGUGGACGUAAAUUUUUCAGGGUGGAUGUAUUGAGAGAUCAUAUUCAUGUCCAUUUUAAGGACAUAGCACUAAUGGAUGAUCACCAGAGGGAAGAGUUCAUUGGUAAAAUUGGAAUCUCCUCAGAGGAAAAUGAUGACAACUCUGAUGAAAGUGCAGAUUCUGAGCCUCACAAGUAUAGCUGCAAAAGGUGCCAGCUGACUUUCGGCAGAGGGAAGGAGUACCUAAAGCACAUCAUGGACGUGCACAAGGAGAAAGGCUACGGCUGUAGCAUUUGUAAUCGGCGUUUUGCCUUGAAGGCAACUUACCAUGCACACAUGGUCAUUCAUCGGGAGAACCUGCCUGAUCCUAAUGUGCAGAAAUAUAUCCAUCCAUGUGAAAUCUGUGGAAGAAUUUUUAACAGUAUAGGAAAUCUGGAAAGACAUAAGCUUAUACAUACAGGUGUAAAAAGUCAUGCUUGUGAGCAAUGUGGCAAAUCAUUUGCUAGAAAAGACAUGUUAAAAGAACAUAUGCGAGUCCAUGAUAAUAUCCGAGAAUACUUGUGUGCAGAAUGUGGCAAAGGAAUGAAGACAAAACAUGCACUUCGUCACCACAUGAAACUUCACAAAGGGAUUAAAGAAUAUGAAUGCAAGGAAUGUCACCGAAAAUUUGCACAGAAGGUCAACAUGCUGAAGCAUUACAAAAGACACACAGGAAUCAAAGACUUCAUGUGUGAGCUCUGUGGCAAGACAUUUAGUGAAAGAAAUACAAUGGAGACUCAUAAGUUGAUUCAUACAGUAGGAAAACAGUGGACAUGUUCAGUCUGUGAUAAGAAGUAUGUCACUGAUUACAUGCUGCAGAAGCACAUCCAGCUCACUCAUGAUAAGGUAGAGGCCCAGAGCUGUCAGCUGUGUGGGACGAAGGUUUCUACAAGAGCAUCCAUGAGUCGACAUAUGAGACGCAAACAUCCAGAG